UCCUGCGAACGAUGCCGAAAGUAGUGUCCCGGUCGGUAGUCUGCUCCGACACCCGGGAUCGGGAGGAGUAUGACGACGGCGAGAAGCCCCUCCACGUCUACUACUGUUUGUGUGGCCAGAUGGUCCUGGUGCUGGACUGUCAGUUAGAGAAAUUGCCCAUGAGGCCCCGGGAUCGGUCCCGUGUGAUUGAUGCUGCCAAACACGCCCACAAGUUUUGUAACACGGAAGACGAGGAGACCAUGUAUCUUCGGAGACCUGAAGGCAUUGAACGGCAGUACAGGAAGAAGUGUGCCAAGUGUGGCCUGCCACUCUUCUAUCAGUCCCAGCCUAAGAAUGCCCCCGUGACCUUCAUUGUGGACGGAGCAGUGGUCAAGUUCGGCCAGGGCUUUGGCAAAACGAACAUCUAUACUCAGAAACAAGAGCCUCCUAAGAAGGUCAUGAUGACCAAACGGACGAAAGACAUGGGCAAGUUCAGCUCCGUCACGGUGUCGACCAUUGAUGAGGAGGAAGAGGAGAUCGAGGCUAGAGAAGUCGCCGACUCGUACGCGCAGAACGCCAAAGUGAUCGAAAAGCAGCUGGAGCGCAAGGGCAUGAGCAAAAGGCGGCUGCAGGAGCUGGCUGAACUGGAAGCCAAGAAAGCAAAGAUGAAGGGGACCUUGAUUGACAACCAGUUCAAGUGAUCAGGACCCUUCUCUCAACCCAGACCGGAGGCAGGCGUUUAGAGGAGGAGGAAAAAGAACCGUUUCUUGACUCCAUGGGCAGGUGGCCACGUUUUUGCCCCAGCAGAAGGCUUUCCAUUGCUUCCCAUCGAUUCCUCCUACUUUUGGUGAGGUCUUUGAGUCCAUCUGACCUGCUUUCUAGAGAUGGGCUUUCUAAAUCUUUCUGUAUAUAGGUCUUCUGUACUAUUUUUUGUCCAUUUGAUGUAAACUUCUUCAGCUGUGUGGAAACUCUAUGAACACAUCAGUGCUCGAGUGUCUCUCGUUUCUAAAGUAGCUGUUCUUCUUCCCUCUUCAAAGUUAAUAAAAUGUUUA
This is a messenger RNA of Mirounga angustirostris (Northern elephant seal), 1031 nucleotides long. RefSeq names its product STING1 ER exit protein 1 (gene STEEP1). The transcript is spliced from 7 exons. Gene Ontology annotation, biological process: endoplasmic reticulum to Golgi vesicle-mediated transport; endoplasmic reticulum membrane organization. The record is from RefSeq and is a predicted model, not a curated record. NCBI's taxonomy places the organism in Eukaryota, Metazoa, Chordata, Mammalia, Carnivora, Phocidae. The coding region runs from base 12 to 680 and encodes 222 amino acids.